This is a messenger RNA of Etheostoma spectabile (orangethroat darter), 1784 nucleotides long. RefSeq names its product abhydrolase domain containing 14A (gene abhd14a). Gene Ontology annotation, cellular component: cytoplasm. The coding region runs from base 384 to 1181 and encodes 265 amino acids. NCBI's taxonomy places the organism in Eukaryota, Metazoa, Chordata, Actinopteri, Perciformes, Percidae. The transcript has 5 exons. The record is from RefSeq and is a predicted model, not a curated record.
UGCAGCUCGUAAUGUGCUCCGACGAGGAACAGACGAUUACAACAGUGUAUUCAUCAAAAUUCCUGUGCAUUUCUCGAGUGACAGUUUCUAUUCAGUUUUUACCUGCUUAUUGAUUGGACACUUUCUGUCGAAGGAACGUUGAAUGUAAAGGUAGUUUCUUGUCAGUAAAACGAUGUCUCGCCGGCGUUAAGCUAUUUCUUUUCUCAGUUUGAAAAGCUAACGUUAGCUACCACCAGCAUCGACCCGAAGCCUCUCUGCAACAUUUCCCAUCACUGGCAACCAGCAAUGCAGAAGACAUGACGAUAAAGCAGACACCCUCGUCUACCUGUCAGUGAACGUGUCCAACAAUUAUCGCCUCUGUGUUGAUCGUUCAUCUUGACGAAAUGAAUUUCUUGCGUAAUCGUCUUGUUGUUCUGGGCCUGGUGUUGUUGGCCACCGUACUGCUGUACCUGCUGCUGCCAUCCAUUCGCCAGGGAAGCAUGGAGCCGUCCCUAGAAGCUCAAAGAAUGGGGCUGAUGGCCACCCCUCCUCUACCACUUCCAACCAUCAACGUGUCUAUUCGCACCGGACAGCUACCUGGUGAUCCACCACUGUUCUUCAGAGAAGCUUUACCCAUUGAUGGAGCUGGACGGCAGAUAUUGCCAAGGUUGCAAGUGGUCCUUCUGCAUGGCCAGGCCUUCACGUCCAAAACAUGGGAAGAGCUUGGUACGAUGGCCCUGCUGGCAACUAAUGGAUAUCAAGCCUUAGCGAUGGACCUUCCAGGGUAUGGAAAAUCACCGGACUCGGGGUCUUUGAAGACUGAUCAGAAUCGAGUGGACCUCCUUUCAAGGUUCAUGGAGUCUUUGGGUGUCAGGGCAGCUGUGCUCUUAAGCCCCUCCAUGAGUGGACAUUACUCCAUCCCCUUUCUCAUGAAGAACAGCGCACAGCUUCAAGGCUUCAUUUCCAUAGCCCCAGUCGGUACCCGGAGUUACACUCCACAGCAGUACCAAGAUAUUCAGAUUCCCACUCUAAUUGUGUUUGGAUCCCUCGACACAAAUCUGGGUGCUCAGUCCCACAAGAACCUCAUACAACUUCCACAUCACUUUGUACUUAAGUUAGAAGGAGCUCGCCAUGCCUGCUACAUGGACAAACCCAGAGAAUUUCACCAAGGUUUGAUCGAAUUCCUCAGCAAACUGAAGUGAGAUUUGUGGCGGAGGAAGAUAUAAAGAAAGAUGGAAACAAUAGAAAGAAGAGGAACUAGUAGGAACUUUAGUCCCCUCCUUAAUGGUUUAGUGUGGUGACAUUUUUGCUAAAAUGUUCUAAGAUCUACAUUAUGCUCAUGUUAUCAUAAUCACCUGAAGCAAAGAACAUUGGCAUGGGAGUAGGUUUUAAUACAUGAAACAUGGCAUGUAACAUUGUAGUGACAUUUACAUUAUGGUUCCAUUAUAAAAAUAUUAUUUAUACAUUUUCAAUAGUGUCACCCAAAAAUACCUGUUCAGCUCAGCAUGUUGUAAAAUAGUUUCAGAUUUGUAUAGUGGUGAGUUUUGUUCAUUGUCUUUCUUUGCUUGUUAAAACGUGGAAUGUGUUUGCUUCACUGUUACCAUUUGUGUAGGUUGCUGUAAAUAUGCAAAUGUAGCAGGUGCCUAUGUUAGAAUAGCUUCUAUUAACUUCACAUUUGACAAAUGGAUUUGUAUAUUAAGAUCUGGUAACCAUUCCAGUUUCCAACGAAAAAAUUGCUCAACAAAAGCAAACAGAAUUGAUACUCACUGUAAUAAAAUAAAAUGUAGAAUAUGGACCACAUGAAA